Molecule: messenger RNA, 873 nt
Organism: Hippopotamus amphibius kiboko
Lineage: Eukaryota; Metazoa; Chordata; Mammalia; Artiodactyla; Hippopotamidae
Exons: 4
Coding region: 55-873 (272 amino acids)
Source: RefSeq, a predicted model, not a curated record
GUCCCGGUCCCGGGAGGAGGGCUGGAGCGCGCGGCGGUGACCCGGCCGUGCGGAAUGACUGCCCUGCGCCACAAAGGCAGGUCCCUGGAGGUCCGCCCUGGGAGGCACCGGCCAGUCCAGGCUGAGUACCCCGGGCCGGUGGCCGUGCCGAGGGACGUCCACAGGGGACCUCCGGGGAGCCCCCCCCUCCCCCCCCGCCGCGGUGAAGCCAAGCGUCGGCCUAGGCCUUAUGGGCGACGUGCGGGUGUGCAGCCCGCUGGGGCACAGGGCCGGCCCAUGGUCCUCCAGCUCACACCUGGGUUGUGCCCUGCGUGCUCUGGCCUUGGCAUGUGGAGACCGGUCUGGCCGCUGUCACUGUACCACCAGCUGGUGCUGCGGGAUCGCGGCUGCAGCUGGCGCGGUUGCGGGCUGUUGGCUUGGGGCACCCAGCCAUCAGGGCUGCAGUCCGCCAUGCGGAAGCCGAGGCCCUCCUGGUUGGUGGUGCCGCCGCAGCCUUGGAACAAGUCCCCUGUGAGGUGCGGGUGGCCCUGCAGCCUCUCCGCGGCACCCACGUCAUGGAUCCUGGCCAUCUGGGACCCCCAGGACGGGCAGCCACGGUGCCCUCAGCUCAGGCCGCGCCUGCCUCAGGCCCCUUCCCACGUGCCGGCCCCCAGCCUCUGCCAGGCCCUCGCGUCCUCCUGCUGCCCCGACACCACCUCUCCCUGUGGCUCCAGCGUGGCGCUCGCUGGCUGCCCUGCGAGGCAGCGCUGCUGCUGGCGCCCACCCGGGGCCGCCCCCAAGGAGCCCGCGAGGGGCCGCACGGCCACGCUGCCCUCCCCGGGCGCUGGCCGGAACCCCGCAGGACGCCCUGCCCCUGAAGAGAAGGCACAGUGA